This is a messenger RNA of Malus domestica (apple), 3112 nucleotides long. The record is from RefSeq and is a predicted model, not a curated record. Lineage: Eukaryota; Viridiplantae; Streptophyta; Magnoliopsida; Rosales; Rosaceae.
UGUCGGUUCCCUUAAGCUUUCAAUCCAACCCAUGUAGUGAGCUUUAGGUCAAUGACUCCCAAACCACUAGGGCUUUAGGGCACUAGGUGUAGAACACCCCUAAGGACUUAUUAACUCGAGCUGAGCUUCUCACGGGCUGAAUGAUGGGCCAAUAUUGAUGGGUAAUUACUGAUGGCAGCCUAUAAAGAAAGCCUUGAAGAAUUUUGAUCUGGGCCGCGAGAAACAAACAGGCCGACAUAAGGCAGCCCACUUGUCAGCUCACACACAUGCCACACGCGUGCACCAGAAACCCUAGCCGCCUUAAUCCAACAUUGCUCUUUAUGCACUCGCCUCGAGCCAGAGCCAACGACUCUCUGUCUCUUCAUUUUCAAAAUAGUCCUUUCAUCUUCAGACACGGAAUGCAUGUGAUUUAGACACGUGGCAUGCAUUUGUGCAAUUAACUCCUUAGGGUUCCCAUAACAGAACUUGGAUCCUCUCCUGAGCUAUUGCCAACGGAGCCUAGGGAUCCAUUAAUCACAACCCUUCAAAAUUGAACCUAUGGCCAAGAAACUUCCUUAGCCCACUAAAUUAUUUCGAGGGACUUGGAUCCUCUCCUGAGCUAUUGCCAACGAAGCCAACGAAGCCUAGGGAUCCAUUAAUCACAGCCCUUCAAAAUUGAUCGUAUGGCCAAGAAACUUCCUUAGCCCACUAAAUUAUUUCGAGGACUAGGUGAGGUCGUCGUCGAACAGAGAGAGGGGUUGGGGUAGUUGAGGUCGCCGGAGGAGAGAUGGGUGGAGUUGGGGGACUAGGUGGCAUCGCCGUCAAAGAGACGGUUGACGUUGAACUCGCCGGCGAACAGAGUGGUUGGGGUAGUUGAGGUCGUCGGAGGAGAGAUGGGUGAAGUUGGGGUUGCUGGGGAUGGAAGGUAUUCGGGUGAGCUCCCCGAUGAAAAGAGGGUUUAGGGGUGGGCUCGCCUGAGAAGAGAGGGAUUGGGGUGGGUUCAUCGGAGAACUGACGGAUUUAGGGAGAAGAGAUGUCGAAAUUUUUGAAGGAAGUUUCUUGGCUGUAGGAUCGAUUUGAAGGGCUAUGAUUAAUGGAUCCCUAGGCUCCGUUGGCAAUAGCUCAGGAGAGGAUCCAAGUCCCCCAUAACACAUGCAUAUCAUCCGCCCAUUUUCAUUUCAGCCACUCUCUCUCUCUCUCUCUCAAGCCCAGCGCCCAUUUGUACAACCGUCCAUUUCAUAGCAACUAAAUCCAAGCUCUGCAUCCGUGUGUCUCUAACCCAUCCAUGGUGGAGCGAGCUGAAAAACUGCGUUUUUGUCCGUAUGAGGUUCCCCAAACAUGCAAAUCGGAGGAAAACAAGAGAAACCCUCCUGAGUUGCCAGCUCCGAGAGCGCAGAGGUCAUCAAGCUUCCCCCAAACUUCCGGUCUACACCCCAGGAAAAUAAAAAAAUUCAUAUUGUGGUCUGCACGGAACAAAGGAAAGGAUAUCCUCUCGGAGAUCACAGAUCCGAGCAAACAUAAGGACAUACUGAUCCAGUGUACAGCCGAGAGAAAGGAAAUAUUGAAGGUGCAGAUCCAAAGGCAAAUAAAUUAUCAACUUACACAUCUUCUUGCUUGGUUUGAAUUUUCUUCAAUUUUCUUUUAAUGUUCGUAAUCUUGUAGUCAUCGGUAGUAUCAACAUUUUUUCGCUCUGAUUCCAUCAGAAAACGAUAAGUACAAAUGAUCGGGUGCAUCACUUGCACCCGAUCCGUCAUUGUAAGCAUAAUGCAACUCCCGAGCAUCGUGUCUUAUCCCAAAUAUUAGACAUUUACAACUAUAGUUUUCUUUCCAUUCUUUGUCAUCGGUGAAAUCAGGGACAUAAUAAAAAAUGUGGCUACUUGAAACUCCAUCUUUUGUGUAGCAUAUAUAUUUUGAAAAUGCAACCUUGCCAUGAUUUUGGUUUACAAAGGCAGUUCCACUGUAGCAAGUGCUUCCAUUGAUGCAUUAUUUGUUUCCUUAGAUUUUAAAUUCUCAACUAAAUUCUCCAUUGCUCGAAAGUCACCGCACAUCAAACCAAAAAUAGGUGCGUUUUCGAGAAUUAUUUAAAUUUUAAGGUUAUCGCCUAUUAGAUGUGCAUUGUGUAUUUUUUUUUUCUUCAGUAAUAGGCGAUAACCUUAAAAUUUAAACAAUUCUUGAAAACCCACCUAUUGUUGGUUUGGUGUGCUGUGAUUUUGGAGCAACCCGGAAUUUAGUUGAGAAUUUAAAGUCUAAAGCAACAAGUAAUGCAUCAAUGGAAGCACUUGUUGAUAGUGGAACUGACUUUUUAAACCAAGACCAUGGCAAGGUUGUAUUUUCAACAUAUAUAUGCUACAUAGAAGAUGGAGUUCCAAGCGGCCACAUUUUUUAUUAUGUUCCUGAUUUCAACCAUGACAAAGAAAGCAAAGAAGACUAUAGUUGUAAGUGUCCAAUAGUUGAGAUUAGACGUGGUGCUCGGAGUAACGUUAUGCUGCUGUUUACAAUGAUGGAUCGGGGGCAAGUGAUGCACACGAUGAUUUGUAUUUACUGUUUUCUGAUGAAAUGAGGGAGAAAAAUGUUGAUACUGCAGACGACUACGAACACUAAAAGAAAAUUGCAGAUGAAUUUGAACCAAGCAAGAAAGGAUCACCCGCUUUUUUAUGUUAUAUAUAUGUUGUUGUGGACCCACGUAUGUCUUGGAAUAAUUAAGCUAGAUAGCCUUGUUGUCGUCGCGGAUGUAUAUAUUUUGUUGGUGGGUGUUUGAUUUGGCUGUCCUUUGCAUGCACUCGCCUUGGAAUAACACAUCUGUGCAGUGCCUAUUAAUUUGGAUCAAUGCUUUGAUUGGCUUGUACUGGUGUUCUGCUUCAAGGGUGUGUGUUUUUUAAUCGACAGAUGUAGUGAAUUAUUUACAUACACCUUGCCCUCGAGCAGGCAAGCAUCUGCAUUCUCGAGUUGUUGCUGGUCUUUUGAGUUUUGUGGAUAUUUCAUUUAAGUAAUGGUUGUUGGUGUUCCUACGGUCCUCUUUCGGUUGUGUCGAUUGUUAGUUUUGAGUCCGUUUCCAAUACAAAAAAUGGUGGUUAAUUAUGCCAAAUUGAAUAUUAAAGUGUCGGCAGGAAAUUUUUAAUGAAGUUUUAGAACA